Amorphotheca resinae ATCC 22711 is the source of this 663-nucleotide messenger RNA. RefSeq lists its product as hypothetical. The transcript has a single exon. Gene Ontology annotation, molecular function: nuclear import signal receptor activity. Bases 1 to 663 code for a protein of 220 amino acids. The record is from RefSeq and is a predicted model, not a curated record. NCBI's taxonomy places the organism in Eukaryota, Fungi, Ascomycota, Leotiomycetes, Helotiales, Amorphothecaceae. Gene Ontology annotation, biological process: protein import into nucleus. Gene Ontology annotation, cellular component: cytosol; nucleus.
AUGGCCGAGCAAGCCCAACCGCUCCCCCAACUCUUCGGUAUAAUCCCCACGGGCCUCCCUCCCAUUACCACACCCACCGCCUGCCCAACGCCCACCUCGCUGGUUUACACCCUCCCCACGACCCGCGACUCCACGCACCUCGUCGUCUUCCUCCUCCCAGGAGUCACCCUGCCACCCAACACCGCCGCCGCCAUCUAUCUCCAGGUGCCGUCGCCCUCCGCCACCAGCCCCGCGUUCAAUUUCCUCGGCGCCAUCGGCCCCGGGAAAGAAAGCGCCAUCUUCAAGAUCUCCGGCCUUCUCAACUCCAACAACCCCUCUUCUAGCACCACCACCACCUCCUCCUCUUCCGAACCACCAACUACGCUCACGCUGGGGAUCUCAAUCGAGGAUGCUGCUGCCGUAGCCGCCCAGAUGGCAGCGCAGCAGCAGCCCGAGCAGAACAACGCGCUCGUGAAAGCGAAUCGCGCGACCCCGGCCACCGCGGAUCCAACGCUGCUGGCUCAGCGGAUCAUCAAGAACGCGUUCAAUUUCCUGGCGAGCUUUAGUGGGAAUACGGCCGGCGGUGUCGAGGUCGUGCCGUUGAAGGCGUUUGAGGAGUGGUGGAAGAAGUUCGAGGCCAAGGUUAGGACGGAUCCGAGCUUUUUGCAGAGGGAUGCAGAUUGA